Molecule: messenger RNA, 1151 nt
Organism: Rubroshorea leprosula
Lineage: Eukaryota; Viridiplantae; Streptophyta; Magnoliopsida; Malvales; Dipterocarpaceae
Source: the annotation of a GenBank genome assembly
CUAAGCCUUCUUCUUCGAUUCUUCUUCUUCGACUUGUCCGGCGUCACUCUUCCUCUCCGGUCUGCAGUUCUCCUUCUCCAGUCUCUAAACUCUAAUCCAUUGCUUCUCCAAAUUCCAAACAAAUUGGCAAAGAAGAAACCCAAAAGAACGAUUCUUUAGCUCUUCCGUCCAGAUUCGGAAACAGAGUUCUUCUGUUCUUCAUCAGAUCUUCAUCUUGUAGCCAUCGCCAAGGUCUUUCUCUCUCUCCAUCGGUCGAUCCUCGUACUGCUUCUGUUCUUCAUCAGAUUUUCAUCUUGUUGCGAAGGUCAUUCUCUCUCUCGAUCCUCUUCGACCCGACAAUCUGUUGAUCUUCUCCAGUUCUCUUCAAGUAAUACAGGAAUCACUUUCAGCUUGUUGCCUUGCUCUGCAUUUCGUUGCUUUAGUUUAGUAUAUUCCUCAUCUUUUUAUUGCUUAUUUUGGAGAGCAACAAUUUGUUGGGUUUUGCUUGAAUUUUUUUAGCUUGCUGCUUUGCUCUGCAUUUCGUUGCUUUAGUUUAGUAUAUUCCUCAUCUUUUUAUUGCUUAUUUUGGAAAGCAACAAUUUGUUGGGUUUUGCUUGAAUUUUGUUUUGAGCAACAAUUUGUUGUAUUUUGCUCUGCAUUUCUGCAUUUUGAUAUUUAUUUAUAGAGCAUAUUUCUGUUUGAAUCUAUUCUAGCAUGACAAAAAGCUGCUUGGUUUCCUAGAAAAUGAGCAAUGCCCCGAUUUUAUUACAUAGGAAUAGAAUUUUUUAGAGAUUAUAUCCUCAAAUCGAGCAGAAUAGGCAAAGGGCUACAGAUGAAAUUAAUGUUAAUUAACUGAAAUUUGAAAGUAAACAUUUGAAACUGAAUUAAGUUUAUUUUAGUUUUUUAACCAUCAGUUUUGGUUUUGUUAUUUGUGAGAAUUACCAAGAUUCUUGAUAGUUGAAAUGGAUCUAAAUACUUAUUUAGCAAUUUUUCUAGCCUUAUCUAUUUUGUAUUGGGCUACUUUAAUGAUUUUAUUUUAUUUUGUUGUAGAAUUACAAAAAUAUGUAUCAUCUGUACAAAAUUCAAUUGCUACAUCUUUCCAACCUUUAAGAACUAAAACAGAUGCAGCAUGGGAGCAUCUUCCCAACCUUCAAUAAUUGUAAUUUAUGCAU